Molecule: messenger RNA, 213 nt
Organism: Lactuca virosa
Lineage: Eukaryota; Viridiplantae; Streptophyta; Magnoliopsida; Asterales; Asteraceae
Source: the annotation of a GenBank genome assembly
AUGACUGAAAAAAUUAGAACAUAUUCUCAAGGCAAGGCAGAUGCCAGAUACGUGGGCCAAUCUUUAAAGCAACACACAACACAAUGGAAACAUAAUCAUGUUAUCCACGACCCAGAAGAUGACGUAGGGGAUGGUGUAGGUGAUGUAGGAGGUGUAGAGCUAGGUGGUGGAGUAUUAGAUGGAGCGGUUAUGGCAGGUCCAAGAUUAGGAUAG